AUGGCUGGUCUUGACGAAAUAGAGCAUGGAAUUGAGAUAGGCUGUCAAAAGGUCAAUAACCUUCGAUAUGCAGAUGACACCACGCUGCUGGCGGGAACAGAAGAAGGUCUCAAAAUGCUAUUAGAUGAGGCGAAACAAGAAAAUGAUAAAGCUGGGCUUCGGCUCAACAUUAAGAAAACGAAAGUAAUGGCUACAUCAAGUGAACUGGAAGAAUCUAAAUUUGGGGAAGAAACAGUUGAAGUCGUUAAUAACUUUAUAUUUCUCGGUGCUGAAAUUUUAAGAGAAGGAGGUUGCACAACAAAAAUUGUCAGACGGAUUGGCAUGGGCAAAGCGGCGAUGACAGGUCUUCCUAGGGUCAUGAAAGAUAAAGAGAUGCAUAUCUUUGAUUAA
Rhopilema esculentum is the source of this 390-nucleotide messenger RNA. The record is from RefSeq and is a predicted model, not a curated record. NCBI's taxonomy places the organism in Eukaryota, Metazoa, Cnidaria, Scyphozoa, Rhizostomeae, Rhizostomatidae.